Messenger RNA from Acanthochromis polyacanthus (spiny chromis), 4853 nucleotides. RefSeq names its product sideroflexin 3 (gene sfxn3). Gene Ontology annotation, molecular function: monoatomic ion transmembrane transporter activity. The record is from RefSeq and is a predicted model, not a curated record. Bases 3 to 1079 code for a protein of 358 amino acids. Lineage: Eukaryota; Metazoa; Chordata; Actinopteri; Pomacentridae. Gene Ontology annotation, biological process: monoatomic ion transport; serine import into mitochondrion. Gene Ontology annotation, cellular component: mitochondrial inner membrane. The transcript has 11 exons.
CCAUGCUUCCAGGAGUCAUUGAAGGCAGCAUAUCCACCCGGUGGUGCUGUGAUAUUGAGAGGUCAUACAUUUUCAAAAAACAGAAGAAAACAGAGCAGAAGAAAGCCAGGAUGUCUGGAGAACUGUCCUUGAACAUAAACAUCAAGGAGCCAAGAUGGGACCAAGGCACAUUCAUGGGGCGCGCCCAGCACUUCUUCAUGGUCACAGAUCCCAGGAACGUCCUGCUGUCCUCUGAGACUCUGGAAGAGGCCAGAGUAAUUGUGCAGAACUACAGAGCAGGCAUCGUAAAGCCCGGCCUGACAGAGGAUGAGCUCUGGAGAGCAAAGUACGUCUACGACUCUGCCUUCCACCCCGACACCGGGGAGAAGAUGUUUGUGAUCGGUCGGAUGUCUGCCCAGGUGCCAAUGAACAUGUCCAUCACAGGCUGCAUGCUCACCUUCUACAGGACUACUCCGGCAGUGGUGUUCUGGCAGUGGGUUAACCAGUCCUUCAACGCCGUCGUCAACUACACCAACCGCAGCGGAGACGCCCCCAUCACCGUGAACCAGCUUGGUGCGGCCUACGUUAGUGCUACUACUGGUGCCGUAGUCACUGCCCUGGGACUCAAGUCCUUAGCUUCGCGUCUCCCUCCAAUCGUCAGCCGGUUUGUCCCUUUCGCUGCUGUUGCUGCUGCCAACUGUAUCAAUAUUCCCUUCAUGAGACAGAGGGAAUUGAAGUACGGUAUUCCUGUGAUGGAUGAGAACGACAACAGGUUAGGAGAGUCUGCCAGCGCUGCCAAACAGGCCAUCGUGCAGGUGGUGGUGUCAAGGAUCGGCAUGGCGGUGCCUGCAAUGGCCAUUCCCCCUGUUAUAAUGAACGCUCUGGAGAAGAGGGCUUUCAUGAAGCGCUUUCCAAUUCUAAAUGCUCCAGUGCAGGUGGGGCUCGUGGGUCUUUGCCUGGUGUUUGCAACUCCUCUGUGCUGCGCCUUGUUCCCUCAGAAAAGCUCCAUGAGUGUGAGCUCGCUGGAACCCGAUCUGCAGGAGAGGAUACGACAGAUCAGUCCUCAGACCACCACCGUCUACUUCAACAAGGGCCUGUAGGAGCAGCAACACUCAUCUCCAUGCAUAUGCACAAAACACACAGACACUCACACAUACAGUGUAUACACUCACACACACGUGUUUUGUACUCUGGGCACAAACGGGAGUACAAAAUAAAAUGUAUUUAUACAUAUUUUGUUUUGUUUGUGGGUAUUUCUGCGUUUUUAUUUUUGUUUUUAAUUGGACUGCAUGGAGUUGCUCCAAGUCUGACAGUGGAAGGUUACCAUUAUUUGAAAAAGAAGAUUAAUUGAAGGGAAAAUGAAACACUUAGAGGAAAGUUGGCUGUCAGUUCUUUCUGUACAUAGAAGGCACUCCUUUGGGAAGAAAAACUGACUUCAGAUUUUUUUUAUUAUUAUUAUCGUGUUGUGGUGUGUUUUCUGUCUUCCGGCGGUCAAAACUGCAUAUUGGGUGGCAGUUCAUGAAAUUAUGGAUUUUGUAUUUGACUCACCAAUAUUUUGUUACAUUCAGCUUUACAUCCUGAUGAAUUGCUUGUAAUUCCAGUUUAAAAUGAAGGCUUGUGCUUGUAAGUUGUGUGUAUAAUUGCUUCUGAAUGUAACGAUCUUUUUUGCCUUGUGUCGCCACUCUUUGCAAUUCUUGCUCAGUCAUUGUCACAUUAUUCUUUUUGGAGAAGUGAUAUUGAAAAAAAUUCAAUCCCAAUUACUUUUCAUCUACCGUGCAGUUGCACUGAAAAAAAAUCAGCUGUAAUUAGUCUGACCCUUAAUGAAUUUUGUCCUGUUUUGUCGUGUUUUUGCCUCUUGUUAACCAGCGCUGCUUCUUACUCUCUUCAACUCUCCUUGAAGUGUACUUACAUCCCUUCAUAUUUUUAGAGCAGGUAAUCAGGUGCUAGAUACAUGUGGCAGAAGAAAAUAUGUAGAAGUUAAGCUGCAAAAACUCACAAAGCACAGCCAGAAAUAGUGAGAGUGGUUUCUAUCAACAUAAAUAUGUACUGUGGCAGCCUGUUUUUCAAGAUUUUUUAGUCGUUUUAGGUGACGAUGCUUGUUUGGUGGUUUGGCGGAGAGGAAAAUGUGAUGUUGUCAGUGCAUUUUAUUGCCAAGCUGAAGGAAGAAGAAGAAUUAUUGUUAUCAGAUCCUAAAUUCCUUCCAAGUUUGACCGUUUUUAUGUUUAAAUGCAGCGCAGGCGAUGGUGUUUUAUUGUUAUCUUAAAACUUUCAGUUCAGAUUUUGGUGGUUUUAAUGUUGGCACGUGCCCUGAAGAAUUGCAAAAGCUGACUGAAAGAAGUCAAUUUCCUGUUCUUGAAAGUCAGAGAUGCAGCGUUUCUAUUUGAACCAGCUGCCCGCACAACUGCGCUGUAGCCAUUGAUGUCCUAUUGUACCAAAUAAAGGUAGUAAAUGUGAAAAAGUUAAAGUAAUCAAUGCCUAUUUGUAGGUCAGGGAAGCAGGCAAUUGUAUGCACAGUGUUUGAUGUUGCUUUGUUGAAGUGGACAGCUUGGCUGAGUUUUAGCGUUUCUGAUCAAAUUCUUUCACAUUGUUGACCAAGCUCUCCAAACACACAACUGUCCAUUGUGGUUAGAUAGUAGUGAUGUUGGUGUACAUUAGGACAGGUCAUCUGUCUGGAUUAUACAAAAUAAGUAUAUUUUUCUUGGAUAUAUUUAUAUAUACAGUAUAUAUAUGAUGUAAAGUAUAUGGAGCACAUAUGCAUGAGGGAUUUUAGAGAUUUUAGCGUAUGCCUCUGUAAGUGAAUCCACCAGAUGGCCCCACAUAUGCACGGGAAAACAAUGUCUGCUGCUCAUAUUGCAGGAGGCCAUUUUAUUGCAAAUGAGUACGUGCUGCUCUUGCUUUAGGGCUAAUAAGUCCUCAGAUUGGAGGAGUCUUCCUCUGGUUGGACUUAUCUCAAAACAGAGAACACAGUCUCAAAUUACCGACGAUGAUUCAGCGUCAGUGUGAAGUGGUGUUUAUAACGUAUGUUGUUUAAAAUGUAUAACCCACAGUAAGAUUGUACAGACCAUGUUUAUGCUAAAAUUCAUCUCUGUCAAGUUACUGGAGUUUAUGUUUGGGAAAUUUGCUACUGCACAGUCAUGCAUUUAAAGCAAACAGAUUGUGUGUGGAGGGACUGUAGCAACUGCACAGCUGUUGCAUUUUUAUGAUUGAACUGUACAAACAGAAAUGCACAAUGACUGUGGUUAUGUGUGAUCCUGAAGUUCGGCGUUUCAUUUAAGAUCACUUUUGGGAAAUGUUGUCACCUGAAAUUUACAAGAAUGUGGAUGUCCUGUUUCUUGUAAACAUAUCUUGCUUGCUCACACUCCAUUGUAACUCAUAUUUUCAUAGAAACAUUUAAAAAGCCCAUGUUAUGCUUUUUGGGUUUGACCCUGCAAACUUAGACAACCUCAAGUCCAGGCUUUCCUCUGUUAAUUAUCUACAACACUAUGUAACACAUGUGCAUAACCCCUACCUAGCAGCUAGUCUGGGAUGCCCUCAGUCUGCCUAUGCUCAGGUCUGUACGUAGAACCAACAUAUUACCACGUUUCUGCCUUUAGUUGGCCAAGUUGACCAAUCAAAGCAGGCUGCUACAAUGUACAAUGUGGAAAAAAUGCUGUUUUUGAAAACUAAAGCUUCUAGUAGAGCAGAAAAAUGAAAUAACACUCCUGUAAGUAUGCAUAACACGGGUUCUUUAAUUGUCUUCUGUCUCAUCCAUGUAAACACACAUCGGUUACCGUUUGAGCCUCCAGGUGCUUGAAUCAAACUCCUGAUCACAUGCGCUGCAGGACAGUGUUUCAGAAUUAGCAUCAUUACUGUAUUACCAUGUUUGAAGUGCUUGCAGUUCUGCUACAGUGCUGAUGGUCCUUAUUGUGUGUUCCGCUUGAGGUUUGCUGAGGGUAAAACUGCCUUUGCUGUGCUGCUGUAGGAGCUAGCUAAUUAUGUGUUGCUGUUUAAAAAUGAGAAGUACACAUUGAAGAUUGUGAUUCUUUAUCAUGCCGGAUGAUGCGACCGCUAAUUCAUAAUUCAUUCAUGGUCUGGCAGCUUUCAGUGCUUAUAACCAAGUUGCUUACGUUAUGCUUUUUUUUUUCUUCCUUUGUGUUUUUCUACUCUUGGAGUUAUGGUGCGGAAAUAUCAAGAACAAAACUGAAGGGUUUGAGAUGUCCGCAUUCAAAAACAUUUGUAAACUUGCAUCUCAGCUUGUGACUGUACUGUACCACCGUAACACGUCGCACCCACAGAUGUAGCCAAAGAUGAGACGGGUAUGAAUUGUGCAGGAUUAAGAAGAUGAUGAAGAAGAAGCGUGUAGCUUUUUACCUUUUUUCUUUCAGCUUUAGCAUAAGGACCUUUUGCCAGACUCCUGCAAGAACGUGUUAGUUUAUUUACAAAGUGGUCCUAAACUUUAUCAGUGCAACACUCAACAGUACACCAAAUUUGUCAAGAAUGUCACAAAGAAUUCUAAAUACAAAGUGAUGAGAUUGAUAUGAAUAAAUCCCAACACUCUUUUUAUGUCGUCAUAUUUUAACCGUUGAUUUUAUUCACAUUACACUAAAAAGUCAUGAAAAGCACACUUGUUGCUCUCAUUUACAGCCUGAGUUGUGUAUGCCAUAAAAAUGUUCCAUCUCUGCAUACUGAAGGUACAAAUGUAAAGACAAUCUGUGUUAAUGUUACACUCCAUGAAUGUUUUGGUUGUUUCAUGUACAUAUGACUUCCAUACAUGUAGACCCGUCAGUAUUGGUGCAUAGUGUUUUCUCCCUCCGUUUUGUAUUGUUUUGAAAUAUGUUUCCGUGAUGUGAAAUGUAUUUAACUCAGAGCAAUAGAAUAAAAUGUGUCCAAACCUG